UUUCACCAUUCAACAUAAAGUUUUGUUUAAAAAAAAAGAAAAAAAAAAUGAAGGGAAAGCAAAGUCAUCCAAGAUUAAGGACAUCAUGGGAGAACAAAAGUUAUGAUAAUCAAAUCAUCUCUUCGUCUGAAAUGGACUCUUUAGUCAGUAUUUGUGAAGCUAUAUUUCCUCCCGUUGAUCUUCAUCAUGAUGAUCAUGAUCAAUCAUUCAUCAACAAUUCUAUCAAAUCCUUCUUUCAAUCUUCUGCUUCUAACAAUCCCAUACCUAAUGAGGUAGCUGGGGUGAUGAAGGACAAAGGAAUGGCAGAAGCAGUAAUAUUAGCAAGGGUAAUAUUAUGGUUGUUAUCAACAAGAUUAGGGACACUUUUGUUAUGUGGGUCCCUUUGUUUUGGUAAAGAAUGGCCAUUCAUCACCAAAUUCUCUCAUUUGCCUACUCAUAAAAGAGAAAAUAUUCUACAAAAUUGGUCAACUCACACAUUUCUAAGCCCACUUAGACUAAUCUUCUUUCUUCUCAAGUCAUUGUGCCUCUACUUCUGUUUUUCCUUGGUGGAUGAUAACGCUCACAAUGUAGCAUGGGAAGCUAUAGACUAUAAACCGGAAACCACAACCACAAACAACACCGCAGUCAACAAAGACCGGCCACUAGAAAAGGGCAUCGUCGAGACCCUUUAUGAGACUCCGUCAAGCCUUAUCCGAUCCCUUACAAACAAAUCCCUCAGUGUCGAAGAAGACCCGACACACAACCUAUACAAGAUAAAGUGUGAUGUUGUGAUUGUGGGGUCCGGUUGUGGAGGAGGAGUGGCUGCAGCAAUCCUCGCUGAGGCGGGGCAGAAGGUGGUGGUUCUCGAAAAAGGAAACUAUUACACUGCUGAUGAUUACUCGUCGCUUGAGGGUCCCUCGUUAGAGGAGCUUAUGCACCAAGGAGGGAUGAUUCCUACUACUGAUGGCUCGGUUAUGAUACUCGCUGGAUCGACUGUUGGUGGUGGGACUGCUGUCAAUUGGUCUGUCGCUCUAAACACCCCCGAUCCAGUUUUGGAAGAAUGGGGCAGGGAGUAUGGACUAGGUUUGUUCAGAAGUGCUCGGUAUAGGCUUGCUAUGGAGUUUGUCGCACGAAGACUUGGUGUUACGACAGGGUGUGUGAAGGAAGGGUUUCAGAACCAGGUCCUGAGAAAAGGGUGUGAAAAUUUAGGCCUAGAUGUGGAACUAGUCCCACGAAAUUCUUCGAUGGCCCACUAUUGCGGGUCUUGCUACUAUGGAUGCAGAUCCACAGAUAAGCAAGGAACUGAUGUAACUUGGCUCGUUGAUGCUGUCAACUCGGGAGCAGUGAUCAUUACCGGCUGCAAAGCUCAGAAGCUUCUCCUUACCGAAAAUAGUUGUAGGAGAAGCAAAAGAUGUGUUGGAGUAGUAGCGAGAUCUAUAAAUGGAAAUAUCUGUAAAAAUCUUCAAAUCGAAGCUAAAGUGACAAUUUCGUCUUGUGGGUCAUUGAUGACUCCUCUGCUACUGAUGUCAAGUGGACUAAGGAAUAAACAGAUCGGUAAAAACCUCCAUGUGCACCCGUCACAGAUGGUUUGGGGGUACUUUCCACCCGAGGGAGCUAAUAUAGAACUAGACGGGAAAAGUUAUGAGGGCGGACUCAUCACUUCUGCACAUCGAGUGUUGCAAGAUCGAGAGGCUGGCUCGAUGCCUAGGGCCUUGAUAGAGACGCCUGCUAUCGGGCCUGCUUCUUGGGCUGCUCUGUGCCCAUGGGAGUCAGGCCGAGAUAUAAAGAGACGGUUGUUAAGAUAUUCUAGGACUGCUAACUUAUUUGUGAUGGUAAGGGACAAAGGGUCAGGAAAAGUCAUGUCAGAGAAGAGGAUUAGCUACUCGUUAACCAACGAGGAUAGGGAAAAUAUGACGACAGGGCUGAGGAGAGCGUUAAGGAUUUUGAUAGCAGCCGGGGCUGAUGAGAUCGGGACAUAUAGAAAUGAUGGGCAGAGAUUGAAAUGCAAAGGAAAGAGCGAGGAGGAAAUAGAGGAGUUUAUAGGAUCAGUUUGUGCCACUAACGGGCCUAUGUCAGCUCGGUUGUGGGCAGUUUACUGCACGGCACAUCAGAUGGGGAGUUGCAAGAUGGGAAGGACAGAAAACGAAGGUGUUGUUGAUGAGAAUGGGGAAAGUUGGGAGGCAGAUGGGUUGUUCGUUUGUGACGGAAGUGUUUUGCCUAGUGCAGUUGGGGUUAAUCCUAUGAUCACAAUACAAUCUACUGCUUAUUGUAUUGCUAAGAAGCUUGCAGAGUGUAUGAAGAAAGGUCAAUAUGAGAACUAGUUGGGUUUCAUUCCAUGAUCACUUGUAGAAAGCAUGAAUAAUACCUUAGGAUGCAUAAUGAGUAAUAGUGUAAGAGGUUCUAUUGUCCAAAUAUUACCCAAGCAACUCUAAGGAACAAAUUGAGAACCUAUAUAGAAAUAUUUUUUGAUCGGUUCUUUUACUGGCGUUUGGUUGUUGGUACUAAAAAGUAAGGUUGUUCCAUUCAUUUUUGGGCCUCAGAGCAAAAGAUAAAAAAGCCCGUUAAAAAUUG
Messenger RNA from Amaranthus tricolor (Joseph's coat), 2550 nucleotides. Its product is annotated as long-chain-alcohol oxidase FAO1. The record is from RefSeq and is a predicted model, not a curated record. Gene Ontology annotation, molecular function: flavin adenine dinucleotide binding; long-chain-alcohol oxidase activity. Lineage: Eukaryota; Viridiplantae; Streptophyta; Magnoliopsida; Caryophyllales; Amaranthaceae. Bases 48 to 2300 code for a protein of 750 amino acids. The transcript has 3 exons.